GACGGGACCGGUUGACAGAAAGUUUGGUAUUCUACUACGGUGAUGUGUCGUUCGUUGUGUAGUGUCAUCGUGCGUUGUAUCGACUCGACGGAAAAUUUAGCGAAAAGUCGCGUGUCAGCGACAGUUACGAUCAUUUACGAUAACGAUAACGUGAAUCGAAAGUAAUUAGCUGGCAGUGUGUGGUGCUGUGGGGCAGGAGACGAUGAGGGUCGGGGGGAUAAUUCGGGUGGCGACUUAAGGGCAGAAAUGUUGAAAUUUGGUAGUAAAAGUGACGUUACGGUGGUGCAUCGCGCCACUAUUCGACUGCUAGACGACGCCGAAAUUAUCCACUGCGACUUUCAGCCUCAGCACAAAGGAAGAUAUAUUCUCGAAUAUGUAUGCAAGCAACUCAAUAUCUUGGAAACGGAUUACUUUGGACUUCGCUACGUGGAUCAUUGUAGGCAAAGGCAUUGGUUAGAUCUGGCAAAAACAGCGAUUAAGCAAGUAAAAGACAUGGAACCGAUUCUGUUCAGUUUUCGCGUGAAAUUUUAUCCACCGGAUCCUCUGAGGCUGAAGGAAGAAAUAACUAGGUAUCAAGUUUACCAGCAGCUUAAGAGGGACCUUCUUCACGGACGACUAUAUUGCAGUCCAGGUGAAGCAGCGCUGCUGGCGGCGUGUAUCGUGCAAAGCGAAUUAGGAGACUACGAACCUAAAAUUCACGAAGGAAACUACAUUUCCGAGCACAAAUUACUGCUUAAACAGACGGAGGUUAUCGAAGAAAAAGCUAUGAAACUACAUCAAACAGAAUUGAAGGGAUUCACUCCGGAGCAAGCGGAAACUCACUUCCUUAGAUUAGCAUCGCAAUUGGAUACAUAUGCUGUUGAUCCACACCCUGUAAAGAAUCAAAUUUUAUGUAGCGUUUCCAAGUUGCUACUUGAUUAUGAACCAGUUGGAAUAAAGUGUCGAAUUCAUCUGGGACUGCAAAGAGUUAAAGUAUAUCACGUGUACUUGAUGAAAGGAUUUAUAUUGAGGAAAGGGCGGAUAUUAACUGGCGAAUUAGGAGACUACGAACCUAAAAUUCACGAAGGAAACUACAUUUCCGAGCACAAAUUACUGCUUAAACAGACGGAGGUUAUCGAAGAAAAAGCUAUGAAACUACAUCAAACAGAAUUGAAGGGAUUCACUCCGGAGCAAGCGGAAACUCACUUCCUUAGAUUAGCAUCGCAAUUGGAUACAUAUGCUGUUGAUCCACACCCUGUAAAG
Messenger RNA from Eufriesea mexicana, 1242 nucleotides. Its product is annotated as FERM domain-containing protein 5. The transcript is spliced from 7 exons. Lineage: Eukaryota; Metazoa; Arthropoda; Insecta; Hymenoptera; Apidae. Gene Ontology annotation, biological process: actomyosin structure organization. Gene Ontology annotation, molecular function: cytoskeletal protein binding. The record is from RefSeq and is a predicted model, not a curated record. The annotation marks the transcript as partial. Gene Ontology annotation, cellular component: cytoskeleton.